UCUUCUUCAUCAAAUCAAAUGCUACAUAUUCCCAACUCAAAUUAAUUUCUUCCUCUCUGCCUCUUGAUUUUACUUCCUCUUCCUCUCCCCUUCACGAAAAAUGGAUCAAAUGGCUAGUACUCACUCGCUACAGGGGUGGUCAAAUUACCAGAACAUUGUCCCCAAACAAGAAGACCCGUUUACGUUUCCCACCCAAUUUUCUGCAUUUGAUUAUCUAAGUGAGAAUUAUGGGCAUUGCCCUUUAGAUUGGCAAACUGAAUUCCCCAUCCAGGAGACCAUUCUCGAUGUUGAACCUUUGAUGAGUGAUUUCACUACUGAUCCCUUAUAUCCAGCAGUAACGGAUAUCGAGCCGAUCUCAACUCAAAUUCAAGAGAACUUGUUUUGUGGGUAUGAGAGUGGAACUGGGUUUUGGGGUGAACUAGGGGCCCUAUUCGAACCAAAGAAAAAGACACUGUUCCUGUGUGACAAAGCUGAAGACGAUGACAAGUUGAGGCAAGAUGAGGAACAACAGAGGAAGAUCAAAAGGUGCAAAUCGGAUGACAAGAACAACAAUAUCGUUUCUUCAAAAAUGCUUUCGAGGAAAACUAUUUCUCAGUACUUCUACAUGCCCAUCACCCAAGCUGCUAAGGAGCUUAACAUUGGCUUGACACUGUUGAAGAAGAGGUGCAGAGAGUUGGGAAUUUGCCGUUGGCCACACCGCAAGCUGAUGAGCCUCCAAACCCUAAUAAAGAAUGUACAGGAGUUGCAGAAGGAGGAAGGACAAGAAAGUGAACGGAAAUUGAGAGAAGCAAUAGAAGUUUUGGAGAUGGAGAAGAAGAUGCUGGAACAAGCACCGGAUUUGCAAUUGGAGGACAAGACCAAGAGACUCAGACAAGCCUGUUUUAAGGCAAAUUACAAGAAGAGGAAGAUGAUGACCAUGUGUUCUAGUUCUUCUUUUGAAAUGCAAUGAAUUGAAGAUGAAGAUAAUUGAGUUCUCUUUGUUCUUGGUCAUUGUCAGUUCUAUUUUAUCUCGUUCUUUUUUCUUUUCUUUUUUUUCUUUCUUUUUUUUUUUUAAAAAAAAAAAUCUUUUUGAAGUAAUCAUUUUGCUGGUUAUGGUUAUAGGUACACAGAUGUGGGGGUGUCACUAGAAAUGAAGAAAUCAGAGAUGGAAAAUAUAUACUUUGAAUGGAUUGAAAAUGUUCAUAAAAAUGUGAAUGACUU
Rubroshorea leprosula is the source of this 1200-nucleotide messenger RNA. Lineage: Eukaryota; Viridiplantae; Streptophyta; Magnoliopsida; Malvales; Dipterocarpaceae. The record is from the annotation of a GenBank genome assembly.